AAACAGAGAAGCCUUUCUCUCUCUUUCUUAUUCUUUUGAGUUCUGAGAGAGAGCGCAUUAAAAGGAAACUAACUUGCUUAAAGCGAGAGAAGAAUUCAAUAUUAUCCAUGGAUUUAUUAGAGAAGCUUUGUUUUGUAAUCUUCGUGAUUUUAGUGGCUUGUUAUCCUUCUUCUGUAACAGCUGGUGACAUAGUGCAUGAUGAUGAUUUAGCUCCUAAAAAGCCUGGCUGUGAGAAUGAUUUUGUAUUGGUUAAAGUUCAAACUUGGGUCGAUGGAGUGGAGGAUGCUGAAUUUGUUGGUGUGGGUGCUAGAUUUGGCACUGCCAUUGUGUCAAAGGAGAAAAAUGCUAAUCAAACUCACCUCACGCUUUCUGAUCCUCGAGACUGUUGUACUGCGCCAAAGAAAAAGUUUGAGAGGGAUGUUAUCAUGGUUGAUCGAGGCCAGUGCAAAUUCACAACCAAAGCAAAUAAUGCAGAAGCUGCUGGUGCUUCGGCUGUUCUUAUCAUAAACAACCAAAAAGAGCUUUACAAGAUGGUUUGUGAGCCAGACGAAACUGAUCUUGACAUACACAUACCUGCUGUUAUGCUCCCACAAGAUGCUGGUGCAAGCUUGGAAAAAAUGCUAUCGAGUAAUGCGUCAGUGUCUGUGCAGCUGUACUCCCCUCGGCGGCCACUGGUUGAUAUAGCCGAAGUAUUUUUGUGGUUGAUGGCAGUUGUUACCAUCCUGUGUGCAUCUUACUGGUCUGCAUGGAGUGCCAGAGAGGCAGCUAUUGAACAGGACAAGCUAUUGAAGGAUGCUGUGGAUGAAAUACCAAAUGACAAGGUUGUACGUGGUGGUAGUAUCGUAGACAUCAACACAGCAUCAGCUGUCCUGUUUGUUGUUGUUGCUUCAUGCUUUUUGGUCAUGCUUUACAAACUUAUGUCAUACUGGUUCGUUGAGCUUUUGGUGGUCCUUUUUUGCAUAGGUGGAGUAGAGGGCUUGCAAACCUGCCUGGUUGCAUUAUUAUCAAGGUGGUUCAAGCAUGCUGGAGAAUCAUACAUUAAAAUACCCUUCUUUGGAGCUCUCUCAUACCUAACGUUGGCUGUUUCUCCAUUCUGCUUAGCAUUUGCUGUUGUUUGGGCUGUCUAUCGCAAUGUCUCCUUUUCCUGGAUAGGCCAAGAUAUACUAGGAAUUGCACUGAUAAUCACGGUUCUGCAAAUUGUGCAUGUACCUAACCUCAAGGUGGGUACAGUUCUUCUCAGUUGUGCAUUCUUGUACGACAUCUUUUGGGUGUUUGUUUCUAAGAAGUUGUUCCAUGAAAGUGUCAUGAUUGUAGUUGCCCGUGGUGAUAGAAGUGGAGAGGAUGGUAUCCCCAUGCUGUUAAAGAUCCCACGCAUGUUUGAUCCUUGGGGCGGUUACAGUAUUAUAGGAUUUGGUGACAUUCUUUUACCUGGAUUGUUGAUAGCAUUUUCUCUUAGGUAUGAUUGGUUGGCAAAUAAGAGUCUUCGAGCUGGAUACUUCUUGUGGGCAAUGAUUGCUUAUGGAUUAGGUCUUCUCAUCACAUAUGUGGCACUGAACUUGAUGGACGGGCAUGGCCAACCAGCUCUGCUCUACAUAGUCCCCUUCACUCUAGGAACUUUUCUGACACUGGGAAAGAAAAGAGGCGAUCUCUACGUCUUAUGGACACGAGGGGAACCAGAAAGACCUUGCCCCCAUAUCCAUCUCGAACACUGUCAUGAACUGAACUUGGAAAAAUAAGAUUUCUUGUAAAUUAGAUCUGUAGUUUAUUAAUCUUCUGCCGGGAAGCUGGAUUUAAAAAAUAAAGAAAGGAAGAAGAAGAAGAAAAGCCAAGCUUGUCAAAGCUUAAUUAAUUAGCAUAACAUGCAUGGAAAUGUGUGUAUGUAUGUAUGUAAUGGAAUCUGCAUGGCCUAUUACCAAUUAACAAGAGUGAAAAAGUAUUUUUCCCAAAAACAUGGAUCUCUUUAUAGUUAUGUAUGUAAGUAGUGUUAGCUGAGGAAAUUAAAUGUCUGAAGGGUACACGACUGCUUUGUAAUGUUUAUUUAUGUUGUGUCCUAACCUGAGAGAAGAAAUGUCUUGUUGCAAGUAUAUGAUAAUUAUAAUAAGCUUACAGUGAAA
Messenger RNA from Ricinus communis (castor bean), 2114 nucleotides. RefSeq names its product signal peptide peptidase-like 2. The transcript has 14 exons. Gene Ontology annotation, cellular component: Golgi-associated vesicle membrane; cytoplasmic side of endoplasmic reticulum membrane; lysosomal membrane. NCBI's taxonomy places the organism in Eukaryota, Viridiplantae, Streptophyta, Magnoliopsida, Malpighiales, Euphorbiaceae. Gene Ontology annotation, molecular function: aspartic endopeptidase activity, intramembrane cleaving. Gene Ontology annotation, biological process: membrane protein proteolysis. The record is from RefSeq and is a predicted model, not a curated record. The coding region runs from base 108 to 1736 and encodes 542 amino acids.